Messenger RNA from Linepithema humile (Argentine ant), 2628 nucleotides. Its product is annotated as stromal membrane-associated protein 1. The record is from RefSeq and is a predicted model, not a curated record. Gene Ontology annotation, molecular function: GTPase activator activity; metal ion binding. Gene Ontology annotation, cellular component: cytoplasm. NCBI's taxonomy places the organism in Eukaryota, Metazoa, Arthropoda, Insecta, Hymenoptera, Formicidae.
AUUAUCUCUUCGUUGGUCGCUCCACACGGCUGCCGAAGCUAAUGGAAUCUUUACGGAGCUUCGGAAUCCGUUACGUGGUAUUGUCGCGUCGCGCUUUUGUCCAGCGUUAUCGCGGGGAGGCGACACCGGGGAGUCGUGGUCGCGCGUGGUCUCUAAUUUCACGAAGACGCUUCCAACGAAAAUGACGUCCCGUCACGAGAAGGAGCGUGCUAAGCAGAUACAGGAGAAAUGUCAGAACUUGCUGACGCAAAUGCUUCGCGACGAGGAUAACAAGUACUGCGUGGACUGCGAUGCGAAAGGACCAAGAUGGGCUAGCUGGAACUUGGGAAUUUUCUUGUGUAUUCGAUGUGCUGGUAUACAUAGAAAUCUUGGAGUGCACAUAAGCAAAGUCAAGUCUGUUAAUUUAGACACAUGGACGCCAGAACAAGUAGUGAGCUUACAACAAAUGGGCAAUUCUCGAGCUAGAGCAGUCUAUGAAGCAAAUCUUCCAGAUAGUUUUCGAAGACCACAAACAGACUGUAGUCUUGAAAGUUUUAUUCGUGCAAAAUAUGAACAUAAGAAAUAUAUAGCCAGGGAAUGGGUGCCUCCUCCUCUACCAAAAGUUAAUUGGGACAAAGAGCUUGACGAAGAAGCCGAGAGACAACGCAGACGAAAAAAAGAGAAUUCCGAAGCUGUGGCUGCUGUACUCCCACCUGUAAAAAAACCUGAAGUAGUGCCUCAAUUGCCAAAACCACGAAGUUCCGUCAGUCCUAAACUGAGUAGAACAAAAGAAAGUUCGGCAAUUUUAGAUCUUUUAGGUCUUGAUGCACCGGCAACUAACCAAACAAGUGUAAAUGGUUCUGGGGACGAUGUAUUUUCCUCUUUUUUAUCCGCACCACCUGCUUCAACGACUUCAACUGGAAAUGAUACUAAUGGAAGCAAAGCGAUCACUACUACGAGUAAAAGCGAGGAGGAAAGCUUCUUUGACCAACCAACCCCAUUACCUCAGGAAAAAAGCAAGAUGACAAAAGACAGUAUUUUAGCAUUGUAUGGUACACCGAGUCAUCAACCAGCGAUGUAUGGCGUUCCAGGAGGAGUAUAUUCUCAGCACUCUAUUCCAUAUAAACAGCAAGUACCAAAUGUUGGUACAUUUGGACAACAAAAUUCCUUGAGCCAACUCGGCCAAAUUCCUACGCAAAUACAAGUUACAAAUCAAUUACAGUCUGUCAAUCAAAAUCAAAUUAUGGCAAAUCCUAAUUCGAUAGGCGCUGUACCAGCCAAUCCUUUAGGCUUACACGUAGGACAAAUGAAUCAACUAAACGGUAUACCAAAUGCUGCUAUUACAAUGCCACCUCAAAUGAUGAUGCAAUUAGGACAAAAUAAUAUUCCUAGUAAUAAUGGAUGGAGUGGUAUGUUAACACAGAAUCUACAGCCAGCUCCUGGAAACAAUCCCUUCUUCAACUUAACAGCGCAGCAACAACAAACUGCUGCCUUUGGUACUCAAUUGCCGCAACAAAUGUCGCAAAUGUCUCUGGGUGAUAUGAACUUUGCCGCUGCAACGGGCAAACCUGCCACUGCCGCGUUACCCGGGCAAACUCUUUCCACCAACUUAUGGCAGUAAAAGAUAUUAUGGAUAUUGUUAGCCUGUUGAUUAUCUCAUUCAGUAUUGUAUAUUAGCGUCGGCAGUUUAUAAUCCAACGUAAUAACGUUUCUAUGCCGUUCUGUUGAGCGUCGCUUGAGGAAGUAAUAAAAUUGGUGAUGGUGACACCAAAAAAUGAAAAGAAAGAAAAAUUACUUGAAUGUUGAAGCAUAGAAAUAAUAAAUGUUUCGAAUCUGUUUCGUGAAACAGAAUCUGUGAAUGUGUAUAGUGCUUCGAAUUGGUAAAUAUUUUUCUUCGGAAGUCUUUAUCGGCUUUCAACGUUAUUGUUGAAGAAUAAACAAGAAUAAUAAUAAAAAUAACACAUCUUUGACUGAUUGUAAGGAAUUAUUUGUGACAUUAAAUACGUACUUUAUGGUACACAUUAUGUUGUUACAAUAUGAGCUUUUUGUAAUUGCAAUUGAUGUAUGUACCAGGGUCCAUUUUCAACGUAAUAAAAUGUUUAUUGAGGUCAGUAACGGAAAACGGUAUAAUUUUGGUUAUCUCAGGUUUCGUUGCUAUAAAUUCUAUGUGGAAAUGUGUUCACAAAUUUAUUCGUGAAAAUGGAAGUCCUACAAUUAAAGUACAUUUUCUCAUAUCUUCUCAUAUUUUCUCAUAUAAUAGCAUCGAAAAUUGAAUUUGUUGAAAUUAUAUCAAUUUCAAAUACUGAUACAAAGAGAUAUCUACAUGCUACUACAAAUUUCGUCAAAGAUGUAAAGAGACUUAAAUCUUCAACACUUAUUUUUAAGGUACUAUAACCGACACGUGCAAUAUGUGUCCACAUUUAUUCUGUAUUAUUGGUGAAUAAAUGCAAGAUAAUACAAAUGCGAGAUGUAACGCAUUCUAUUUGAGUAAGAUAUGAAAUAUUACUGUUGUGACAAUGAUUAAAAUAGUUCAGCAAUUGAUUAAUAGCAGUAUCUGUAAACUGUAAGAAAAAUCUACGAAUCACGCAUUGGUGCUAAGAGUUUUAAAGCAUUUAGUUGACAUCUAAUAAAACAGUAAUGUAUUGGUGA